CUCUCUGUCUGUCUCUCUCUCUCUCGGCGUCUACCAAGUGGGGAUGCCGGAGUCCAACCGCAGCUCUCGUCUCAUUCAUGCUGAGCGCUGCUCUCCUGCGCGCGGAUCCGCAGAGCUGAGUGUGUGACAAGCCGAGCGGCCAUGGAAACGUCUCGUGCUGCAACUCUGACAUCCCAAACUAAUGCACGCCGAGUUGGACCAACGCAAACGGAUUAAUCAGGCUGGUGGCAGAUGAGACUGAGGACCAAAGGAUGAGAUUAUAACCUUUUAAAGUGGAGAAAAAAAGGAAUAAACACAAGUGGAUCUGAUUACUCUGGAACUCAGUUUUUUGUAUCGUCGUACCCUGCUGGGUACCAUGAGGAACUGACUGAACCCUUGGCGGAUUAAACACUCAAAAAUACACAUUAACACCCACUUGCUCAUGCACCCCAUCCCCUCCCCUCCCCUCACCACCAUGCCCUCUCACCUCAAUCCACCCCUUCUCUUCCCCUUCCUCUUCCGUCUCCUCCUCCUCUUCAAGGCUUCCGCAUCUACCACUCCUCCCUCCUUCCACUCCUUCUCUCCACCCGAAGGAGGCCUCACGCAUUUAGUGGUCAACAACAAAACCGGAGACGUCUAUCUGGGUGCCGUGAACUGGAUUUACAAGCUCUCCGGCGACCUCACCAAGCUGCGGAGCCACGUAACCGGUCCUGUCACCGACAACCCUCGGUGUUACCCUCCCCCCGGCGUCCAGUCCUGCCCCCAUGAGCUGGUGCAGACUUCUAAUAUCAAUAAACUCUUGCUACUCGAUGCUGCCCACAACCGCUUAAUUGCAUGUGGGAGUACUUCCCAGGGAAUAUGUCAAUUUCUGCGUCUGGAUGAUUUAUUCAAGCUUGGUGAGCCACACCACCGUAAAGAACACUAUCUAUCCAGCGUGGCUGAGGCUGGCACUAUGUCUGGUGUGGUGAUCUCCCCAGAUAUUUUUGGUGGGGGUGGCAAACUCUUUGUCGGCACCCCCAUUGACGGGAAAUCAGAGUACUUCCCCACUCUGUCGAGUCGAAAGCUGAUGUCUAAUGAGGAGAACGCGGACAUGUUCAGCUUUGUGUACCAGGACGAGUUUGUCUCAUCCCAGCUGAAAAUUCCCUCAGACACCCUCUCCAAGUUCCCAGCGUUUGACAUCUACUACAUCUACGGCUUCAACAGUGAGCAGUUUGUCUAUUACCUCACCUUACAACUCGACACCCAGCUCACGUCACCAGACGCAAGCAGCGAACAGUUCUUCACCUCGAAAAUUGUUCGCCUCUGCGUCGACGAUCCCAAGUUCUACUCUUACGUCGAAUUCCCCAUCGGCUGCACGAAGGAUGGAGUGGAGUAUCGCUUGGUUCAGGAUGCUUUUUUGGCCCGUCCGGGAACCCGCUUGGCACGUUCUCUUGGUAUUCGAGAGCACGAGGAGGUUCUGUUCACCGUAUUUGCCCAAGGUCAGAAGAACAGAGCCAAGCCGCCCAAGGAGUCAGCUUUGUGUUUGUUCACAAUGAGGCAGAUAAAGGAGAAGAUUAAAGAGAGGAUUCAGUCGUGCUACAAAGGAGAGGGGAAACUCUCCCUGCCCUGGCUGCUCAACAAGGAGCUUGGCUGCAUCAACUCGCCGUUGCAGAUAGACGAUAACUUCUGUGGCCAGGACUUCAACCAGCCGCUGGGAGGCACGAAGGCCAUCGAGGGCAUCCCCCUGUACGUGGACAAGGACGAUGGCAUGACCUCUGUGGCAGCUUACGACUAYAGAGGAAACACCGUGGUGUUCACUGGAACUCGCAGCGGACGCAUGAAAAAGCUCUUGGUGAACUCCAUUGGCCAGCCUGCCUUGUUGUAUGAGAACGUCGUGGUGAGUGACGGGAACCCCCUCCUGAGGGAUUUGCUCUUCAGUCCAGAUCAUCAGUUCCUGUACGCCCUAACUGAUAAACAGGUUACACGUGUGCCGGUGGAGAGCUGUGAGCAGUACACUUCCUGUAGAGACUGUUUGGGAUCAGGAGACCCUCACUGUGGUUGGUGUGUGCUACAUAAUGUAUGUUCGCGAAGGGAUCGCUGUGAGCGGGCAGAGGAGCCUCAGCGUUUCACCACCAGAGUGGAGCAGUGUGUUCACCUCUCCGUCCACCCAGAGACCAUUUCAGUCACCAUGUCAGAAGUGCAGCUGGUGCUUCAGGCGCAGAACGUGCCCAGUCUGUCUGCGGGAGUCAACUGCUCCUUCGAGGACUUUGUAGAGACGGAGGCGCGCAUCUACAGCGGGCGGAUCUUCUGCCUGUCUCCCACCACGAAAGAUGUAGCACCCAUCACACGUGACCAAGGUGAUCAGCGUGUCAUAAGGUUGUAUCUGAAGUCGAAAGAGACCGGGAAGAAGUUUGCCAGCGUUUUGUUCAUUUUUUACAACUGCAGCGUCCACCAAUCGUGCCUGUCUUGUGUUAAUGCCAACUUCCCCUGCCACUGGUGCAAAUAUCGCCACAUGUGCACACAGGAUGCCAACGACUGCUCCUUCCAGGAGGGACGAGUCAACACAUCGCAGGAGUGUCCACAGAUUCUGCCGUCCACCCAGAUCUAUAUUCCCGCCGGAGUCAUGAGGCCAAUCACGCUGUUGGCCCAGAAUCUGCCCCAGCCUCAGUCCGGACAGAGAAACUACGAAUGCAUCUUUCACAUCCAGGAAAACACGCACAGCGUCCCCGCUCUUCGGUUCAACAGCUCGAGCAUACAGUGUCAGAAGACCACGUAUGACUAUGAGGGCAGUGAUAUCAGUGACCUGCCGGUUGACCUCUCUGUGGUGUGGAAUGGAAACUUUGUCAUCGACAACCCUUUCAACAUUCAAGCCCACCUGUACAAGUGCAGAGCGUUGCGGGACAGCUGUGGGAUGUGCCUGAAAGCUGACCCCAGGUUUGAGUGCGGUUGGUGCAUCCAAGACAAGAAGUGCUCCCUGCGGCAGGAGUGCACCGGAGGAGGAAAUUCCAACCUGCCGCUGCAAGUGGCUGAAGGUGGAGGAUGGAUGCACGCCACAUCUGGAAACAGCAGGUGCACUCACCCCAAGAUCACUAAGUUGUUUCCUGAGACGGGGCCUCGUCAAGGAGGAACCAGGGUGACCAUCUUGGGGGAAAACUUGGGCCUGCAGUUUAGAGACAUCCAGAUGAGCGUCAGGUUGGGGAAGGUCCCCUGUGUGCCUAUUGAGGAGGAGUAUGUUAGCGCAGAGAGAAUUGUGUGUCUCCUGAAUGAUGCUACUGGCUACAGAGUUCAAGAAGCUCAGGUGGAGGUGUGUGUGAGAGACUGUGUCAACGACUAUAAAGCCCUGUCACCACGACCAUUCACCUUUGUGACUCCAUACUUCACCCGUAUCCAGCCAUCUCAGGGUCCCAUUUCAGGYGGCACUCGAGUCACCAUUGGAGGAAGCUAUCUUAAUGCAGGCAGCUACGUGUCUGUCAGCAUAGGACCACAACCAUGCCACUUUAAAAGGAGAAAUGCCCGUGAGAUAGUGUGUGAGACACCAGCUGGACUUGCAUCGGGCGGUACAUCCGUCUUGGUGGACAUUGAUGAUGCUGAGCUCAGGAACCCAGAAGUCAAGUUUAACUACACUGAAGACCCAACUGUCCUAAAAAUAGAACCCGACUGGAGCAUUGCCAGCGGUGGGACUCCACUGACAGUGAGCGGCACCAACCUCGCAACCAUUAAAGAACCAAAGAUCAGGGCCAAGUAUGGGCAGGCAGAGUCUUUUCACAACUGUACAGUGUACAACAACUCUGUGAUGGUCUGCCUCGCUCCGUCAGUGGCCGACUCGGAGCUCGCUUUUUCUGAGACGGGCACCGGCCCRGAUGAAAUUGGGUUCUACAUGGACAACGUGAACGCUCUGGUGGUGGUCAAUGAGACGUUCAGCUACUACCCAGACCCUGUGUUUGAACCGCUGAGUCCAUCUGGUGUACUGGAGCUGAAACCCACGUCCCCACUGAUACUGAAGGGUCGUAACCUGAUCCCAGCGGCCCCAGGUAACAGUCGCCUGAACUACACGGUGCUGAUUGGAGAGACUCCCUGCGUCCUGACCCUGUCUGAGAGCCAGCUGUUGUGUGAAUGGCCCAACCUCACUGGACAACACAAAGUCACGAUCCGUGCUGGAGGAUUUGAGUACUCCCCGGGGACUCUUCACAUCUACUCGGACAGCCUGCUAACCCUGCCAGCCAUCAUUGGUAUCGGAGGAGGUGGUGGCCUCCUCCUGUUGGUCAUCAUCGCUGUGCUGAUAGCCUACAAGAGGAAGUCGAGGGACGCGGACCGCACCCUGAAACGGCUGCAGCUGCAAAUGGACAACCUGGAGUCAAGAGUGGCCCUGGAGUGUAAAGAAGCCUUUGCAGAGCUCCAGACAGACAUCCAUGAGCUCACCCAGGAGUUAGACGGAGCCGGGAUUCCCUUCCUGGACUACCGUACUUAUGCAAUGAGGGUCUUGUUCCCUGGAAUUGAGGACCACCCUGUGCUCAAGGAGAUGGAGGUACGGGUCCAAGCAAAUGUUGAGAAGGCACUCACGCUGUUUGGCCAGCUGCUGACCAAGAAGCACUUCUUGUUGACAUUCAUACGAACACUAGAGGCUCAGAGGUCGUUUUCAAUGCGCGAUCGAGGCAAUGUGGCAUCUCUGAUCAUGACAGCCCUGCAGGGGGAGAUGGAGUACGCAACGGGGGUCCUGAAACAACUUCUGUCCGACUUGAUUGACAGAAACCUGGAGAGUAAAAACCACCCCAAACUGCUGCUGAGGAGGAGUGUGCUGGAGAGCCUCUGUUUAUGCUGUACUGUGCCAUCAAGCAGCAGAUGGAGAAAGGACCCAUUGACGCCAUCACAGGAGAAGCUCGCUACUCUCUCAGCGAGGACAAGCUCAUCAGGCAACAGAUUGACUACAAAACACUGACGUUGCACUGUGUAAACCCUGAGAAUGAAAAUGCCUCUGAGGUGACGGUCAAAUGUCUGAACUGCGACACCAUCACUCAGGUCAAAGAGAAGCUGCUUGAUGCUGUGUAUAAAGGAAGCCCGUAUUCACAACGACCAAAGGCUUCAGAUAUGGACCUKGAAUGGCGUCAGGGUCGAAUGGCCAGAAUCAUUCUGCAGGACGAAGACGUCACAACUAAGAUCGACAACGACUGGAAAAGACUCAACACGCUGGCUCACUAUCAGGUAACAGAUGGCUCAGUGAUUGCCCUUGUGCCAAAGCAGAACUCUGCAUAUAACAUCUCCAACUCCUCCACGUUCACAAAGAGCCUCAGCAGAUACGAGAGUAUGCUGAGGACAGCCAGCAGUCCGGAUAGCCUACGGUCACGAACACCUAUGAUCACACCUGACCUGGAGAGUGGAACCAAACUGUGGCAUCUGGUAAAAAACCACGACCACUCAGACCAGAGAGAGGGGGACCGAGGGAGCAAGAUGGUCUCUGAGAUCUACCUGACCAGGCUGCUGGCCACAAAAGGUACGUUACAGAAGUUUGUCGACGACCUGUUCGAGACCAUCUUCAGCACAGCACACAGAGGCAGCGCGCUGCCGCUGGCCAUCAAGUACAUGUUCGACUUCCUGGACGAACAAGCAGACAAACACUCCAUCACAGACUACGAUGUACGACACACCUGGAAGAGUAACUGGUAAGACACAGAGUUGCUACAUCUCUGGGGUGGGGGGGUCAGCAAAGUUUGAUGAAGUUGUUCCGUUUAAAGGGAAAAGAUUCAGAGAUCUUAAACUGGGUUCGUUUUAGUCUGCAAAACAUUUUUAAUGAGAAUCGAAUGUUAUAGAAAAGAAAAGAAAUGAAAAAAGAAAAUAAACAAAAAGUAAA
Austrofundulus limnaeus is the source of this 5803-nucleotide messenger RNA. RefSeq names its product plexin-A1. Gene Ontology annotation, biological process: semaphorin-plexin signaling pathway; regulation of cell migration. Lineage: Eukaryota; Metazoa; Chordata; Actinopteri; Cyprinodontiformes; Rivulidae. Gene Ontology annotation, molecular function: protein binding; semaphorin receptor activity. The record is from RefSeq and is a predicted model, not a curated record. Gene Ontology annotation, cellular component: semaphorin receptor complex; plasma membrane.